Messenger RNA from Dichotomopilus funicola, 1656 nucleotides. Its product is annotated as Endonuclease/exonuclease/phosphatase. The coding region runs from base 1 to 1656 and encodes 551 amino acids. Gene Ontology annotation, molecular function: sphingomyelin phosphodiesterase activity. The transcript has 3 exons. The record is from RefSeq and is a predicted model, not a curated record. Lineage: Eukaryota; Fungi; Ascomycota; Sordariomycetes; Sordariales; Chaetomiaceae.
AUGCAGGACCUGCCGGAUGAUCUCCGCCUCAUCACGCUCAACUGCUGGGGUCUCAAGUACAUCUCCAAGCUCCGUCGAGAACGGAUCACAGAAAUCGGUCGCCAGCUGUCCAUAGCCAGCCCACAGCCUCAUAUUGUCGCUCUGCAAGAGUGUUUUACCCAAGAAGACUACAAGAACAUCCGCCGCCAAACCCGCUUCGUUCUCCCAUAUGGCAAAUUCUACCACAGUGCGGCCUUCGGCGGGGGAUUGGCCAUCCUUUCGCGUUGGCCCAUUGAGGGGAGUACUAUGUAUCUCUACCCCUUGAACGGCCGUCCGACCGCCUUUUGGCGUGGCGAUUGGUAUGUUGGCAAAGGUAUCGCACACGCAAAAAUCCGUUAUGGCCCGGCUGCGAAACAGGUCAUUGAGGUCUUCAACACCCACACCCACGCGCCUUACGAGGGUGGCAAACCAAACGACUCGUAUCUCUGCCACCGUACUGCACAAUCGUGGGAGAUGGCCAAGCUGCUCCGCGGGGCCACUGAACGCGGCCAUUUAACCCUUGCAAUGGGCGAUUUCAACAUGAUCCCGCUGUCACCUGAGCACCAACUCAUCACAAGCCUGGCCCCGGUUCGCGAUGUUUGGCGGGUCAUGCACCCCGACAGUUCUCUGGGUCCCGCCCACCACCCGGCUGAGAAAGCUCGCGGCCGCCCCGUUCCCACCGCUGAAUUCAAUAUCCAAGAGAAUGGAGCCUCCUCUGACGGUCCGUACAAUACAUGGCGAUGGACGAAAUCCCAGCAGAAAAUGCUCGGACCUGGGAAACACCCGACUACGGUGUCUCCUGAUACUCCUGAUCGCCUCGGUAAAAAACUAGAUUACAUCUUUGCUAGCUCCGGAGACAUACAGGCGCUUGGGGGUGCUUGGGUGGUCAAGAACGUGAACGUGGGCAUGAUGAUGCGGCAUCCCGAACUCGGCUGCUCCCUUAGUGAUCACUUCUCCAUCGAAGCGACCCUAACCUUCCACCCACUGCCGGAGGACCAAUCUCCAUCACCAGCCUUGUCGACAGGACCGAACGUUGAUCACCUCUCCAACGGCCCAACCACACCCGCCGCAACCGAUACCCUCCCCCGACCACUACCUGAGCCCACUCUAGGGUCAGCCGAAACCGCCGGCGCUGACUCUACUCUGCGCAACGGCGCUUACCUCCAACUUCAAUCGCCCCCCCCCAGCCUCAAUCAUGAGCCCGACUCCUCUUCGCGGGCCCAGCUAGCCUUUUUCCUCCGACAUAAGCAUAAUAGCCACAACUACGCGAGCCUCCCCCCAACCACCUACGAUACCAUCCUUGCCAUCAUCCAAACCUACGCUUCACGCGAACAGAGCCAACUGACCUGGCGAGCACGCCGCUUCUUCUUCGCCUUGUUCGCUAGCGUCGCCUGCCUCGUCGGCGUGUGGUUCGUACCAUCGGGUAGGAACUACAUAUCCUUCAUCCUAGUGCUGGUCAGCACGCUGGGCUUGGUGGCUGGCACUGUGGAGGGGCUGAUGGCACUGCUCUUCUUCCGCAGCGAGCUUAACGCUCUGCGGGAAUUUCAUUGGGAAGUGAGGAAUGCGAAGAGGGCUCUGUUGGCUGGCGACAGUGGAGGGCUGGGGGGGAAGGGGCUUUCAGAGUUUGACGCGCAAUAG